Molecule: messenger RNA, 539 nt
Organism: Brassica oleracea var. oleracea
Lineage: Eukaryota; Viridiplantae; Streptophyta; Magnoliopsida; Brassicales; Brassicaceae
Exons: 3
Coding region: 151-438 (95 amino acids)
Source: RefSeq, a predicted model, not a curated record
UGCAUACACAUCAUAUUUCAACUAUUCACUCGUUUGUCUUCUUCUUUUUUGGGUGAUCUUCUUCUAUAUAUGUGUGUCUAUCUCCACAAGUGGCUUUUAGAGAAGACACUCGUUUGAGUUGUAGUGUUAAUACUAGGGUUUCUAUUACCAAUGGCUGAUUCUUCUUCUGCUUCUUACAUUCACAUGGUGCACCACAUGAUAGAAAAAUGUUUGAUCUUCAACAUGAGCAAAGAAGAGUGCGUGGAAGCUCUCUCUAAGCAUGCAAAUAUCACUCCUGUCAUCACCUCUACUGUUUGGAAGGAGUUGGAGAAAGAGAACAAGGAGUUCUUCAAGGCCUAUGAAGAGAGGCAAAGCAAACAAGAGCAAAUGUCGGAGGAAGAGACAACCCAGUUGAUCCUGAAGAUAAUAUCGGAUUCAUCUAAAGAAUCCGACGACUGAUCGCGAUGUUCGUUAGAUCUCAAAAACCUUAUAUAGUUUAUAUCUAUGAAUCUCAUUAAAACGUUUUCAUGAAUGUUACAUGUAUACCAUUUUCUACGACG